Messenger RNA from Haplochromis burtoni (Burton's mouthbrooder), 4475 nucleotides. Its product is annotated as desmoglein-2. The record is from RefSeq and is a predicted model, not a curated record. Gene Ontology annotation, biological process: homophilic cell-cell adhesion. The transcript is spliced from 14 exons. Bases 347 to 3664 code for a protein of 1105 amino acids. Gene Ontology annotation, cellular component: desmosome; plasma membrane. Gene Ontology annotation, molecular function: calcium ion binding. Lineage: Eukaryota; Metazoa; Chordata; Actinopteri; Cichliformes; Cichlidae.
UGGAAAUGUAAAAUUGCAGUUUUAGAUGGUCAAACGUGAAUAGUUUGGAUUCACGCGGUCCAUUUUGGAGACUUUCAUAUUGUUUUUCAUAACAAACAAUGGGCUGCUCGGAGAUAUUACAGACCAGAACAAAAUGGACAUAGGACUCCACCUUUCUCCGCCUGCUAUCAGCAGUCAUGAGUAACCUGAGUGGGGGGGGGAGGAACCGCCCAGCGCUGUAAAACUUCGUCCUACCCCUCGGACGGUCAAAGUGUAAACGCAGUUAACAAUAGGCUGCAGAUGCAGUCAAACUGAAGCCGAACUCUUACUCGAGGAUUGACAACGUUUUGUUUUAUUUCUACACGCGAUGGGAUCACUACUGAAAAGCAGCAUUUUUAUUCUCCUGGCGUUCUUUCAAGCUCUUGUUCCUGUGGGAGCAGAAGGAAAUGGACGACUGCUGCACAGGCAGAAGAGACACUGGAUCGCACCGCCCCGAAAGCUAAUUGAGAACUAUGAUUACACCGGCCUUGAUUGCGUUGCUAGAAUUCGCUCUGAUAAGGAGGAGUAUGCGAAGAUGCUCUACUAUAUAACAGGGCCUGGCGCUGACCAGGACCCUAUUGGUAGAUUUCGUAUUGACCAUAGCACCGGCUGUUUGAGAGUCUAUUCCAUUCUGGAUCGAGAGGAGAUUGCCUUCUAUCGUUUAAGAGGUGUGGCAAGAUACACCAAUGGGACCCAGGCUGAAAACUACAUUGACCUUAAUAUCACCGUUGAUGAUGAGAAUGACAACGCGCCAGUCAUUCAAUUACAGCAAUUUGGAUAUGUCAAUGAAUCUAGUCGAUCAGGUGUUGUUAUCAUGAAAAUAAUCGCUACUGAUGCCGAUGAUGAGAGAACAGAGAAUGCCCAGCUCUCAUACAGCAUUGUUGAGCAGGCUAACACAGCUGGGUUGUUCUGGAUGAACUCUCGCACUGGAGAGCUCAUGGUUCAAAGUACCUCACUGGAUCGGGAGAAACAAGAUACAUAUAAGUUAAUGAUUAAAGUCUGUGAUUUAAAUGGACGCCCAGGAGGACGAACGUCAACUGGAGAAGUCGAGAUCCGACUUCUCGACAUAAAUGACAACAUUCCAACGCUGGAAAAAGAAAUAUAUGAAGGGCGUAUUGAAGAGAACACUGUCGGUGUGGAAGUUAUGAGGAUAAAAGCCAUUGAUAUGGACCUAAUUCACACAGACAACUGGCUGGCUGCUUUCCAAAUUGUUUCAGGCAAUGAGGGAGGUUAUUUCGAUAUCACUACGGAUGAAAAAACCAAUGAGGGAAUUAUCAUGGUUCGGAAGGCUCUCGACUAUGAGGAACUGAAGGUGAUGAACUUGCGUGUCAUGGUUUCCAACAAAGCAGCGUAUAAUUUUGGCAGCAGUCAGUCUGCGACAGGGGCAACAGGUAUCAAAACCUACCCAGUCACAAUUAAUGUGGUCAAUCAGAAGGAGGGACCUCGUUUCCAACCAAGUGUAAAAGUGGUGACUGUCUCAGAGGAGUACACAUCCACCUCCCUCAGCAAAAUCAUAACUAAUUACGCUGCUAUUGACACUGACACACAAAAGAUUGCCACCAACGUGAGGUAUGCCAAACACCGUGACAUUGACAACUGGUUGAUUAUCGAUGAAAAGACAGCAGACAUCAGGCUGAGUAAACUCCCUGACCGAGAGUCCGUGCACUUGAUCAAUGGAACAUAUUACGCAGAAAUUAUAUGCAUCAGCAAUGAUCUGCCCUCAAAAACUGCUACGGGGACCAUAGCUAUUCAGGUGGAGGACUUCAAUGAUCACUGCCCAAGACUGACCUCCAAAACUCAGACCAUGUGCCUUCAGGAUAGCGUGAUCUAUGUCACUGCUGUAGAUGAAGACCACUUCCCCAAUUCAUCACCAUUUGAAUUUACUGUGGUUGAAGAGAGCACCACAGGGAAGUGGAGAGUGGAGCAUUUUAAUGAAACUACAGUCAUUCUGCGAGAAGAAAACUAUGUGUGGCCUGGCGUCCACAAAGUGACACUGAAGAUCACAGACCAGCAGGGAAAGUCAUGUGCUGAUGCUCAGAUAAUAGAUUUGACUGUAUGUACCUGCAAUAAAAACACCAAAUCCUGUGUGUCGCGCUCUACGUCGACUGCAACUUUUGGAGCUGCGGGUAUUCUGCUGAUGUUGCUGGGACUGCUGCUGCUGCUCUUGGUGCCUCUCCUGUUGCUCGUCUGCCUGUGUGGGAGUACAGCGGCUAUCGGCGAUUUCAAGUCUAUUCCAUACGACACAAAGCAACAGCUGAUCUCAUAUCACACUGAGGGACAGGGAGAAGACAAGGAGGUUCCUCUUAUGCAUGUCCCAGUGGAGGUUGAUGGUGGUGCAGUGACUAAGGAUGUCAACAUGUUUGAGGGACAUGGAUACUUUGGAGGGCUGGCUGAGUUAGGAGGAGGAGCAGGUGGAAGAGGGCCCUAUAAAGGCAGUGCUAUAUACACAUCCAAUAUGACAGCUGACAACAUGAACCUGUACAACCAGUACAAAUACUCCAGUGGACAGAACAUGGACUUCCUGAAUACAGGAACGAUGGCCAGACAAGAUAUGAAUUUCUCUCAAUACAGAGGUGGGGCAUGGGAUGGCAUAGCUCUAGCUGAGGAAUUUCUAUGGGACUACUAUUCAAGAAAAUCCGAUCAUGCUGCACAGCAACCUCAGGUGAAGGACAGUAUGCUGAUCUACAACUAUGAGGGACAAGAGUCGCUGGCAGGUUCUGUAGGCUGCUGCAGCCUUCUUGAAAAUGAUGAUGAUCUUGCAUUCCUUAAUGACCUCGGGCCUAAAUUCAAAACCCUGGCUGAGAUUUGCCAGGGAUCAACCAUGGUCACUGAAUCUGUAGAUGUGGCAGUUUCUUCCACUCCAGUCAGACCCGUCUCUCCUUUCAGGCCUUCCACAUCCACACACACACAUGUCCGUAGUCACACGGAAACCAUCAGGGACAGGGAUCGCGUCAAUAUUAACACCCUAAAUACCUCCAAUGUAUCAUCCGGCUCUUCUACCGUUAUCCAGGAGGAACGUAUCACUGGGAGAGCACAGAGUUCAGCAACUCUUCCCAAUGUACACGUCCAGGACAACAUAGUGAUUCCCAGUCAGACACUGCUCAUACAGCAACCUGCUAUGUACUAUGCUGCUACGCCCAUGUACGUAGUCGAGUCCAAGCCCCAAGUAAUGCUUGUGGCAGGAGGCACGCAGCAGGCAGUGGGUUCAGUAGGCCAAGCUGGGCUAGGUCAUGGGCUGGUGCAAGUCGGUGGCCUCCAAAGUUCCCAGGGUGUGGUACUUGUCGAUAGACAGGGAGGAAUGGGUGAAGCAACAGGGCAGGCAGCACAAGGACUUUCACGAGGAACCAUCUCCAGGUCUAGACAACUAUUAGUGGUGGGGAAUGGAUCCUCAGGAGGGGAGCAAGGUGUGCAUUUAGCGCAGGGCGUUGUGCAGACUGGACAAAGGUCUGCAGAGCAGGGCUUUGAAGUCCGAAGUGUGCCAGUGAAAGCUCAGGGUUUUUCAGUGGAGUCGCACAGUUCUCUAGGGUCAAAUGAGGAAGCUAAGCUGACAGUCACACCCAAGUCACAUGGGACCAAGAGAGUGGUUGUGCAGCAGAAAAAGGUCUUGGUGACAGAGAGAAAUUUGGAGUCUAGUUCAAGAGCUUAGAGCAACCAUUUUCUGUAGCCUCGCUACAAAUAUUACUCCUGUUUUGACAUGUAAUGAUAUACUGACUGGACUGGAAUGUACUACAGUACAUCAACAUGCUGUAUUUCUAUUAAUGCAGAUUAUUAAUUGCGUUAUAAACUGGAGUUUGGUCUGCUUGAUUUAAAGUCUUAUACUGUAGGUUCUCAUCCACCGACCUGAGAAGUUAGUAUGUAAUACAGACUGUAAGGUGCACUUAGCCAUCAGAGGCUGGAAUUUCAAACUGAAACUGGUUAAAAUAACAUCUCCUCUUUUUCUAUACCAAGCUUGUAUUUGUUUUGAAUGGUAUGUCAAAAUUCAGUUCUGUCAACAGCAGGGGAAUACAAUACAGUGUUGACUAUAGAGAGGAAAAAAAGGGUAACAUUUCUACACAGUCUUACAUGACUUGUGUUAUUAGAACCCAACCGAGGGGAAAAAAACAAAACAUUGAGUGCACUUAACAGACCUAUAUGUGCUACAUUUUUUCAGGUACAAAACUAAUAUGGCUUCGGGGCAGUAAAACAACUAGUCCUAAACCAGUUUUACGCAAACUUUACUUUCUCUUUUUAAAGGACACAAAGUAAAAACAAGUCUACACCCUUACCUUGGGCAGCAAUAGCUGUCAGAUCAUUGCAUCUCCUGUCUAUCCAGCCUGCCAAGCUGCUAUAAGAGCAGGAACUGCUGCACUGUUUUUAAGUGGUUACGGUACUGAAUUAGUCAAUAGCCAGAAAUCACAUGCAUGAACUUGAUAUUCAAUUAAAGCGCAACAGAUGGGUCUAAACAGAUACAUCCACAC